Molecule: messenger RNA, 2698 nt
Organism: Drosophila simulans
Lineage: Eukaryota; Metazoa; Arthropoda; Insecta; Diptera; Drosophilidae
Gene: PolI
Product: DNA polymerase iota
Exons: 4
Coding region: 424-2631 (735 amino acids)
Biological process (GO): translesion synthesis
Molecular function (GO): damaged DNA binding; DNA-directed DNA polymerase activity
Source: RefSeq, a predicted model, not a curated record
CAUCGCUGUAUUCCCAUCUCUAUAUUUCAAGGUAAAUAUAAACCCAAAUUAAAAGUAAUAUUUUACUACAGUCCCGUGCACUUGAUCUUUAAAUCGUCUUAUUAAAAUACACCGACAACUAUGUGCAAUAUUUUGUUGUGGUUCGUUGUAAUUGUUUAGCCGGCACUCAUUCCUGGGUUGUGUGUGUGCGCGUUGGCGUUUAGCUCGAAUGUUUUUCGCAAUGUUUGAUUAGAAAGUCGGCGGCGCCAGUGGAAGAAGAAGAAACGACGAGCAACAGUGGCAGCAGCAAAGUAACAGAUUUCACAUCCAGAUGCUCUCUCUCCCUCUCUCUCUCUCUUUUGUUUCGCCGCCAGUCAUCCAACUUGCAUCAGAAUACCCUGUAAAUGAGGGUUUGCUGGACUUAUCCUAGCGAUCAGAACCGUCAUGGACUUCGCUAGCGUACUCGGUAAAAGCGAGGCGCAUCAGCGCACCAUUAUCCACCUGGACAUGGACUACUUCUACGCUCAGGUGGAGGAGAUUCGGGAUCCAACGCUACGGUCGAAGGCCCUAGGCAUUCAGCAGAAGAACAUCGUGGUCACUUGCAACUAUGUGGCGCGGGCCAAAGGAGUGACGAAAUUGAUGCUGAUUGCAGAGGCACAGCGCAUCUGUCCCGAUUUGGUGCUUGUCAAUGGAGAAGACCUCGCUCCUUAUCGGCAGAUGUCGCAAAGGAUCUUUGACCUCCUGCUUAACUACACUCCCCUAGUGGAGAAGCUUGGCUUCGAUGAGAACUUUAUGGAUGUGACUGCUCUGGUAGAACUGCGACAGGCUCAUGUAGCUGAGGCCCUGUUGAGACCACCGGUGGGUCAUACGUAUCCGGCGGAUGGUACUCCCUUGUCAACUUGCGAUUGUGGCUGUGCCCAGCGGCUGGCCAUCGGCACUCGGAUCGCCCAGGAAAUUAGGGAGGAACUCAAGCUCAGGCUGGGAAUUACCUGCUGCGCUGGAAUCGCCUAUAACAAGCUGCUGGCCAAACUGGUCGGCAGUAGUAAUAAGCCUAAUCAGCAGACCGUUCUUGUUUCCACCUAUGCAGAGCAGUUUAUGCGGGAACUGGGCGACCUAAAACGAAUCACUGGGAUUGGACAGAAGACGCAGUGCCUUCUCCUGGAGGCGGGUAUGUCAUCCGUCGAGCAGCUGCAGCAGUGCGACAUGGACGUAAUGCGGAAGAAAUUUGGAUUUGAAACUGCCACCCGACUGCGAGAUCUGGCCUUUGGCCGUGACACGAGCUCAGUCCGUCCCAGCGGAAAACCAAAGACCAUUGGAAUGGAAGAUGCCUGUAAGCCAAUAUCGGUGCGUACCGAUGUGGAGGAAAGGUUUCGCAUGCUGCUCAAGCGGCUGGUGGAGCAAGUUGCAGAGGAUGGUCGCGUUCCCAUUGCCAUCAAGGUCGUGCUCCGCAAGUUCGACUCGCAAAAGAAGAGCAGCCAUCGUGAAACCAAACAGGCUAACAUUCUACCCUCCCUUUUUAAGACCUCCAUGUGUCCAGGAGAAACUGGAGUGAGCAAGGUACAACUGGCAGACGGCGCCCAGGAUAAACUCCUUAAGAUUGUGAUGCGCCUUUUUGAGCGAAUUGUUGAUAUGAGCAAGCCCUUCAACAUCACUCUACUGGGCCUCGCAUUCUCCAAGUUCCAGGAGCGCAAGGUUGGCUCCUCAUCAAUUGCUAAUUUCCUGAUCAAAAAGGCGGAUCUGGAGGUGCAGUCUAUCACCUCACUGACAAAUACGAGUCUCACAAGUCCCACAGCGGAGAGUCCCACAUCAGACGAAUGCGCUUUCCGCUCCUCGCCAACAACAUUCAAACCCAGCGAUCAGUUCUAUAGGAGAAGAGCCACUACUGCAUCACCUGUGCCCAUGCUACUUGAUAAUGGGUCCGAAUCAGCGGCCACCAAUUCGGAUUUCAGCGACUUCUCUGAGACUGAGGUGGAACCCUCGCCGAAAAAGAGUCGCAUUGGCCGAUUACUAGUUUCUAAGCGCAGCCGCUUGGCGGCGGAUGUGGGAGAUUCCGCCGCCGAAAUAGCUUCACCCAGCAAACUGCGCGUCUGUGAUCUGCGUCUCAACUCGCGGGAUAGCGAGAAAGACUUUCCCAUGAGCACCACGCCGUCUACGUCCGCGCCUGCGCCUCGCUUCCGCACCGUCCAGCCACCAAACACGUUGCUGCAACGGAUCGACGGAAGUCUACGCUUUGUUACGACGCGCACUGCCAGUCGCUUGAGCUCAAAUGCUAGUUCCACGGCCUCCUCGCCGCUUCCUUCUCCCAUGGACGACUCCAUGGCAAUGAGCGCACCCAGCACAACAACCUUGUCAUUUCCCUCACCCACCACGACAGCGGAGGUUACCAGCGGCAGUAGUACGGUCACGUGUGAUGCCCUAACGAAUAUAGCAUGUCCAGCGGGUGUGGAUGCCGAGGUGUUCAAAGAGCUACCCGUGGAGCUGCAGACCGAGUUGAUCGCAUCGUGGCGCAGCUCCCUGGUGGCGGCUGUCGAGCAAACGAAUGGGACCGGUGCCACUACAAGCGCAGCGAUCGCCAGUGGAGCCCCAGCAACUGCCACAACCGCCAGCGGUCAGAAGAACACUUUGUAUCGCUACUUUCUUCGGAAUAAGUGAUGCAGUGUAUCCGAGCAUCACAUCGUUUUAGUUAUAAGGGCGAAGAGAAUAAAUUUGUUUAAAUAUA